Molecule: messenger RNA, 1056 nt
Organism: Clonostachys rhizophaga
Lineage: Eukaryota; Fungi; Ascomycota; Sordariomycetes; Hypocreales; Bionectriaceae
Source: the annotation of a GenBank genome assembly
AUGAGGGCACCCUUUGUCCCGUUGUUAGUUCUCAUUACACCUGCAAUUGCCCAGGAGCUCUCGCUCGCCCAGCGCGGGGAUACCAACUGCACAGAUGUCCACAUCUUCCUGGCACGCGGUAACAACGAACCCUACCCCGGUCGCCAGUCUAAGCUUGUCGCCGCCAUUUGCAACGGGCUGAAAAGCUGCGACUAUGAAGAUAUCGCGUACUACAAUCCCUUUGAAGCCCCGUAUUGCGAGUCAAUAGUAGAAGGCGCUUCAAAUGGCAUUUCGCAAAUAACUGCCUACAAUGAGCGGUGCCCCGAAUCCAAAUUAGUCGUCAGCGGAUAUUCUCAGGGCGCUCAUGUCGUUGGCGAUGUCCUGGGUGGCGGCGGAGGAGUAUAUUUCCAAGGCUGUGUCCAAGCCCCCAACGACGGCUUGGACUUUGAAAAGGCUCCCGGAAACAUGAUCCGCGCUGCUCUCCUGUUUGGAAAUACCCUUCAUACUGCAAACCAGCCUUUCAACUAUGAAAGCGGCUCUGGUGGCAAUGGCCUCUUCCCGCGGUCUGGAGACAGACUCACUGGCUUCAACAAGUUCGCCAGUGUGCUCCGUGACUAUUGUGUUGCCUCGGACCCAAUAUGUGCUGGCGGUGAUAUGGUGGCCAAUCAUCUCAAUUAUUUCGACAUUUAUUCGACAAACGCGGCGAACUGGGUUGUUGAAAAGAUGGGAUUGGAAGAUGGGUCUACAUCAACUGUCAUGAGCACCACCGGCAGUACCGCCAGAAGCAGCACCGAUACUAGUAGAAGCAGCAGUACGUCUGAGGCCAGUUCCGCAAGUGCUAGCGCCACAUCCUUCUCUGGAACCGCUUCGCAGACGCAAGAUACGACGGCUUCAGAGACAGAUGACAGCGCUGCUCCUGAAACGCAAGGCACAACCGAGCAGACUUUGCAACCUACGUCAUCUCAUUCACAAGACAAUGCCCCGGAAGCGUCUUCAGAUGGUAACAGCUUGUUUUCCUUAAGCAGCAUUUCAAUGAGAUUAAUUUCAAGCUUUGUUAUAUUCACCUUUACAUGGUGA